GAAAUUUAAUAUGGGGAUUGUCUGCACUUGGAUUCCAAGGGUUAACUACCAGAACACAGCACAACACACGGCAAGUCUGACAUAGACAUCUCUGCCGACCAUAAGCUCACCCGGAGCCCAGCAUGAGCCUCAGCUGCCACAGAGCAGAUGCCAUGGCAGGGGCAUCUGUGGAACCCCAGAGAGCCUGCCAGAGGGUCCCUGGCCUGCCAGCAUCUGGAGCAUCUGGAUCCCGCCUGCCAUUCUUAUCUGACCAGACGGAUACCACAGAACCCAAGGUACCAACACAUCAAGUCAAGACUGGAUACUGGUAACAGUAUGACCAAAUACAUUGAGAAGCUAGAAGAGAUUAAGAAAAAUUAUAGAUACAAGAAAGAUGAACUUUUCAAGAGACUAAAAGUUACCACAUUUGCCCAGCUGGUCAUUCAAGUUGCUUCCCUGUCAGAUCAAACCCUGGAAGUGACAGCUGAGGAGAUCCAAAGGCUGGAAGACAGCGAUCCUGCAGCUUCAGAGGCCGACACUGAAAUUGCUGCCACGACCAAUGGGAACGGGAGCCCUGGGGAGCAGCCGCCCAGUCCUGUCCAGUUCAUCAACAGCACAGGAGCAGGGGACUCCAGUCGCUCCACUCUCCAGAGCGUCAUCAGUGGCGUUGGGGAACUGGAUGUAGACAAAGGGCUAGUAAAAAAAGAAGAGCCCAGUGGUAAAGACAAGCCCUAUCCGGACUGCCCCUUCCUGCUGCUAGAUGUGCGUGACAGAGACUCUUAUCAGCAGUGCCACAUUGUUGGGGCUUACAGCUACCCAAUCGCAACUCUGUCGAGGACAAUGAACCCCUAUUCAAACGACAUUCUUGAGUAUAAAAAUGCUCAUGGCAAGAUCAUCGUCCUGUAUGAUGAGGAUGAGAGGCUGGCGAGCCAGGCGGCAACUACCAUGUGCGAACGCGGGUUUGAAAACCUCUUCAUGCUUUCUGGGGGUCUGAAAGUCCUAGCUCAGAAAUUCCCAGAAGGAUUGGUCACUGGUUCCCUGCCAGCCUCUUGCCAGCAGGCCCUCCCUCUUGGUUCUGCCCGGAAACGAUCCAGCCCCCAAAUGCCACCCCUGCCGGCUGAGAACAAGUGGAGAUUUACCCCAGAAGACUUAAAAAAGAUAGAAUGUUGUCUGCAAGCCGACCAGGGCCUGGCAGACAGUCACAGCCGAAUGAACCAGAAUAACUCCUCCGGAAGAGAUUUGAAGGGGCCGGCUGGCCGUAGUGGGCAGAACCUGACCCCGGGGUCUUCUGCUGGCCACUCCAAUCCCCGCACACUCAGCAGCGGCCACCUGCAAGGCAAACCCUGGAAGUGAAGACCUUGUGUCGUUUAGUCAAAUAAAUGUCCCCUCCUUUUGGAAUCCCCAGCACUCCCAACUUGGUCAUUUUCAGAACUGUUACAGAGAAAAGCCACACUCCUGGGCAGGCCAGGCUCCCGUCUCGGUCUGCGGCUCUCUCCCUUCGCUUCAGGAAGGAUUUUGACAGAUUGACCACAAAAACCAGAGGCUUGACAGGCUCUAGUGUCCUCCCUAUUGUUUACAGGGUAGUCACGUCUUUUGAAAGUGAAUAGCAAAAAAGAAAGAUGCUUCUCUUUUAAAUAAGGUCCAGCCUGUUUGGUCUGUAACCAGUGUUGUUUUGUAAAUAAUUCGUCACAUCUGCUGGUGUGUUCUUCCCAGACAGCCUUUUUCAUUCACUGUUAAUUUCAUGAAAGAUUUCUCCAGGUGGGCCUGGCACGAGCUGCUGUCCCCAGGGGUGCAGAUGAGUUUGGGUCCCUGCAGCCCACAGGCCCCUCACUGGGUCAGGUGGCUGGCUGAGUCACUUAGCCUGUGCUCUGCAGGCUCUGCUGGGAGUUUGAGGCUGAGGGGUCUGUGAGCAUGGCUCCACCUUACUGGGUUAACAGAGAGGCUCCAUGCAAAAGUGACCCCUUGUUAAAUGGUCCCUGAGACCAGAAGGGUGUGUGCUUAGCUGUGCACACACUGGAAGGAGGGCCUGGUACAGGAAGGUCCCCAGCACCAUACAGGUCUGUGCUGAGAGCCAUGGAAGGCCACCGCAGCUGUCUCCUCCAUAGUGAGUUUAUAUCAAUUAAAAUUUCCCGUUGCCUAAUUUGAGUCCAGCUGUGUUAGAUGGAUAGCAAUCACAGUCACUUGAGAGCCUCAGCUUCACUCGGGCAAGGGGAGCGCACAGGUGAGGAGGACCCCAGUCCUUUGUCAGGGCUGGCAACCCUUAAGCCCUUGCUUAAAAAUACAGUAUUAGUCUAAUUGAGUAAUUAGUGCAAUUUCCUGCUCGCUUUUCAUUCUCACGACUGAGCUGUGAUUAGGAGGCUGUGAUUAUAGAUUCUGGUUUUGGCCGGAAUUUUGAAUUGGCAUUAAUUGAAUUGCUAGAUGACUGACAUCCAUUCUAUUUAAUUGGGGGAACAAAAGACCUCAGGUAAGGAUGAGGCGAAUGAAGUCACGGGAAGGAAGAGCCCUGUUCAUUUUUAUGGUCUGUGAUCGGAGCUGUGAUAAGGGACUAAGGAAUAAAUUGUGCUCUUUGUCAUGGCAACCAGCUUCUGAAAAGCCAACUGAAAAUUGCCUAUCCUUAGGUGGUUACUGCUGCCGGGUAAGAUUCGCCUUAACAGUACUAUUUUCUCACCACUGAAAAAAAAAAAAAAAAAAAAAAAAAGGAAAAAGAAAAAGGCCCACAGUAUUUCUAGAAUGAGGGCUGUGUUUGUAAGAGAAAUAAACGUAAUAAAUAUCUCAUGGAGACAUAUGGAAAAAUAACUCAGUCAACCCAGCUCUGUUUCAAAAUGUGUUUAUCCUUCUCUACUUGAUUUCCAAAGUGCAACAUUUUCCAACGUUUUAGAAAUCAAGCAAACCAGGGACAUUGUUCAGAUGUCAAGCCGUGCCCAAUUUUCCACAAGAUUCGAGAAUCUUGUAUAAAAUUCAGCCAACGUACACAUAGCUUUAAUGAGAAGCCUGUCAUGUUUCCCCAUAAAUUUAUUGCCUGAGAACUUAGUUCAGCCUUUUGCUAAUGCCAAAAUGCACUGGCUUUUUAUUUUCUUUACAGCAUAGAUAGAAAAAUGUAGAUUUUUCCACAUUUGACUUUCCCCUAGCAUGGACAAGAUUCUCAGUCAUCUUUGACACAUAUACAUUCCCAAGGAAAGUAUUUUCCUUAGUAGCAAAGCUCUGGUUUGCCACUUUAACAUGGGCUAGGCAGGAGGUCAGACCUCACUCACCCAGUUCUACCUUGAAAGAAAAGGGCUCCUUUCCUCUCUUCCCCCCUCCCCUGCAUUCCCGCCACUGGAUGGUAGUGUUAGAGAUAGCUGUGCAAAGCCGAGCUGACCAAAGCUGCUAGAACUGCUGUGUGCUUUGUGGUGUGCUCUAGCAGGCUGAACGUAUUUCCAUGUGCUUCUCCACAGCACUUUGCCCUGUCUGUCAGCAAAGAUGUCAGGCUUCCAAGAGACCGAUCUGAUCCCGCACUCAGCGCUAGUCUCUGACGCUGUUGCUUAACCAACGUUCCACUUUACCAGUUUCUUCAUUAGAUUAUUUGACAUGUAUUAUUUAAAUGAUCAGUGAUACUUUGUGCAAUUAUGAAUGUUGAAGAUUAAAGAACGUAGUUACUAAUUUGUCGUUUGCUAUUAAUGUGCUGAAACCUGCCAACUUCUCUCUUCCUCUCUGUCAGAAUGAUUUGGGGGAGCCCCAGGAGACUGGAGUGAUUUGAAAGCGUACCUCUUUUUUACUGCAUUUCCCAGAAAGGCGUAUGCUUUUUGCAUCAAUGAAUCUGGAAAUCAUUCCAGUUUAGAGUAAGAGACCAUAGCUUUCUAGUCUGGAGGCCUGUGUUUUUCCUGGAACUCAGGCAGGGACAGAUUGCUACCUUGGAUGACUGUCUCAUGGCUUUCAGGCCAUUGUGUUGAGGACUGACUUGGUCCCCUGGCUGGAGCUUUGUGCAGUGAGGAAAGAGCUUUGUGAUGUAUGAUGGCCUUAGUGCUACCCACCGUCUCAAAGAGGAUAUGUAUUUAAGAAAGAGAGGCCAUUAAGGGGUACUUAUUUAAGGGGCCAGACAGGAAGGAAGCCCAGAAACAAAGGAGGGAGAUAGAAGAGAGGCAGGAAGUGGCGGGAGAGAGAGGAAGGCAAAAGCUACAGUAUUCAGUGAAAAACAGAACUUCCUGGGCUGUAACGUCAGGCUGGGUCUAUUGAAAUCUGCAGAAUGAGUAAAUAGCCUAAAAGUAAUUUUCUUUUCUCUCCGUGGUGGAAAGCCAGAGCCAGCCGUCAUAUUGGACUUGAUGUAAACAGGAAUUAGAAUAAAUAAUGUUUGUUAGUUGCUCAGGGAGUUUUUCCUGUGGUGCUAUUUAAAUUAUACAGAACUUAAGACAUUAAGCUACUCACAAGCAAACAGAACAAAACAAAACCCCUCUUCUCUAAUUCCCUUGUGGGGUAUAAGUUGUCGGAAUCCUGGGCUGGAAGAAAUAUGUCAGUGAUUUUUCUUGCUGGUUUUCAUUCCUGCCAGGUUGUUUACUGGUUAUAGAAGCUGUCUUUUAUGUUGCCUGACAUGUUUAGGGGAAUAAAUAAUUUCAGUCCACCUGGACAUAAAUCUA
Molecule: messenger RNA, 4589 nt
Organism: Phodopus roborovskii (desert hamster)
Lineage: Eukaryota; Metazoa; Chordata; Mammalia; Rodentia; Cricetidae
Gene: Cep41
Product: centrosomal protein 41
Exons: 11
Coding region: 148-1332 (394 amino acids)
Biological process (GO): cilium assembly; protein polyglutamylation
Cellular component (GO): ciliary basal body
Source: RefSeq, a predicted model, not a curated record